Molecule: messenger RNA, 1308 nt
Organism: Malassezia sympodialis ATCC 42132
Lineage: Eukaryota; Fungi; Basidiomycota; Malasseziomycetes; Malasseziales; Malasseziaceae
Gene: PMI40
Product: mannose-6-phosphate isomerase PMI40
Biological process (GO): carbohydrate metabolic process; GDP-mannose biosynthetic process
Cellular component (GO): cytosol
Molecular function (GO): mannose-6-phosphate isomerase activity; zinc ion binding
Source: RefSeq, a predicted model, not a curated record
AUGUCUAUCAUCCAGCUAGUCCCUGGUGUGCAGUCGUAUGACUGGGGGAUCCCUGGUAGUCGUGAUGACUGUUUGGUGGCGAACUUUGCGGAGAGGACACCCGAAUUGAAUCUGGCUCGUGAGAUGGACAGGCCCUAUGCGGAGCUGUGGAUGGGCACACACCCUACGCUGCCUGCACGUGCCAUUCUGAAGGACCAUACCACACCCCUUCUUAAUGAUGUUUUGGUUCAAGACCACACGAAGGUUGGACAUGAUGUGGAGCAUAUCUUUGGCGUGGACAAGACGCGGGGUGCGCUCCCGUUCUUGUUCAAGGUGUUGAGCAUUAACAAGGCGCUCUCGAUACAGGCCCACCCCGACAAGAAGCUGGCAGAAAAGCUAAACGCGGAGAAGCCUAAUAUGUACAAGGACGAUAAUCACAAGCCUGAAAUGGCCAUUGCUCUACAGCCAUUUGAGGGAUUCUGUGGCUUCCGGCCUUUGAAGGAGAUUGCCGAGUUUGUGCGCACCAUUCCUGAGCUCCGUCAUGUACUGGGAGCCGACCAGUCCAUGUGCGCGCGCCUACAAGAAGCUGCGGAACUUCAAGUUCAGUUGAACAAUGCCCAGGUGCAAGAGACCGUGCGUGCUGCAUUGAAAGGCGCUUUUUCGGCACUGAUGCAUGCCAAGAAAGACACAUACGCACCAGCUGUGGCCACCUUGGACAAGCGGCUACGCACCAGUCAAGAUGCUGCCGUGCCCUCUGAGCUGUCCGAGCUAGUGCAGCGACUCAACGAGCAAUAUCCCCAGGACGUGGGAGUGCUGUGCAUCUUUUUCUUGAACUAUGUGCGUCUGCAGAAGGGAGAGGCCAUAUUCCUCAAGGCCAACGAGCCUCAUGCCUACCUUUCCGGGAACAUUCUGGAAUGCAUGGCCGCCUCUGACAACGUGGUCCGAGCUGGUCUGACCCCCAAAGCCCGUGACGUCGAUGUAUUGGUGGAUAUGCUGACAUAUGAGAGCUGCAGUGCUGAGAAGCAGCGUCUUGAGUCGCCUCUAUGGGAGGGAGAUGCUACUAAGUCGACCCUCCUGUAUGAUCCGCCAAUUCCUGAGUUCUCCAUGUUGAUGACCAAUGUGGCCGCCGGUGCCAAAUCGGAACACCGCGCGAUUAAUGGGCCCUCUAUCGUGCUAAUUACCCAGGGCUCAGGCGCUUUGAAAGCAGGCAGCGAGAGUGUGCCGGCCAGCAUGGGUCGCGUUUUCUUCGUCGCGGCCAACACGGUGCUCACGGUAGACGCCUCGGAACCACUCAUCAUGGCACGUGCGUUUGUCGAGCCUAGCCCCUAA